UCUGUUAAUUAAUUAUAUCGUUUAGGCACACAUAAGGCUAGUAGGGCUAGGCACACACAAUACGCCCGAAUGCGGAAUGCACAGAACACUUUUACUCUAUCGAGGUGGAAUGGCUAACUGUGGCUAACUGACUGUGACAGAGUGACACUCCUCUGACAUAUUUACGCCAUGAUUGCUCACUUGUCAGUUUUUGGCAUGCGCGUUUGGAAAUGUUACGAAAACUCUGCUCGUGAGUGUUUUGUUGAAAUAAAGCUGUGAAAAAGUUUUUGAAAACUUUGUGUGUGCUUAUUAAUUACUUUUUGUGUACAUAUUAUAUAUGAUAGUGAUUAAAACUGUAUCAAAAUGAAUAAAACAUGUGCAAGGUGUGAAAAAACAGUUUAUCCCACGGAGGAAUUAAAAUGUUUGGACAAGGUGUGGCACAAAGGUUGCUUCAAAUGUCAAGAAUGUGGAAUGACGCUUAACAUGAGGACGUACAAAGGCUACGGGAAACUACCUUACUGCGAAUCACAUGUGCCAAAAGCGAAGCACACGACUAUGGCGGAGACACCCGAGCUCAAACGAAUCGCUGAGAACACGAAGAUACAGAGCAACGUGAAAUAUCACGCCGACUUCGAGAAGAGUAAAGGAAAAUUCACACAGGUGGCAGAUGACCCUGAGACGCUGCGAAUCAAAGCGAACACGAAGAUUAUUAGCAACGUGGCGUACCACGGCGAUCUAGAGAAGAAGGCGCAGAUGGAGAGGCUGCGGCAGAUCAACGAGAAUGGGGAGAUUGUCGAGAUCGCCUCAAAUGAUAACUACCAGCAUCAGAUCGACUCGUACGCUACGGAAAUGCUUAACGCACCGAAUCUACCGCCCAAGAACCAUUACCAAACUCCGGCGCAACAGAACCGGCAGUACCAAGAAAUACGCCAAGAAGAAUACUACCCGAAACCGGAAGAAUUCGCCUCACAGUCGAACUGCCCUCCACCGAGUCAAUACGCAAACCAACCGCAGAACUACAACCAGACUCAUGCAAACCAAAACCAGACUUACGUAGCGCAAACACAGAGUUACGCGAACCAAAACCAUACCUACGCGGCUCAAAACCAAAAUUACGCGAAUCAAGCUCCUAACCACGCCAGCCAGAAUCAGCAUUACUCGAGUCACAGCCAGGUUUAUCAGAGCCAGGUACACCCAAACCAGAACUAUGGAAAUCAGAAGAUUGGGAGGAUCCAAGACUAUGAUCCUCUGAGUGACGGCCCUAGGGCUGUCCCGAAUACCCAGAGGGCGUCUUCAACGCUGAUUUAUAAUAGCUCCAACGACAAACGAGGUGGCCAUCAGCCGCAACAACAGCACCAACAGCACCAACAGCACCAACAGCAGACGCGAUACAUCGGCCGCGUCACCGACAUGGACCCGCUCGCCGGCGAGCUCGUGCCGAACAACGCGGGCAAGCCACGCCCCAAUAACCACGCGAAUCAGACGGUAUACAUCGCGAUGUACGACUAUGAAGCAAAUGAUAGUGAUGAGGUUUCGUUCCGUGAAGGUGACCUAAUAUCUAACGUGACUUCCAUCGAUGAGGGGUGGAUGACGGGCCAAGUCCUGCGCACUGGCCGCACGGGAAUGCUACCAGCCAACUAUGUCGAGCUCUCCCCGGACUAUUCUAAUUGAAAAACAUUAUUCCACGUUUUGUUAUUUCACGUAUUUCAUGCCACAUUUCGUUAUUUCAUGCCACAUUUCGUUAUUUCACUCAUUUCAUGCCACAUUUCGUUAUUUCACGUAUUUCAUGCCACAUAUCGUUGUUUCACGCAUUUCAUGCCUCAUUUGUUUAUUUAUAACACAUUUUGUUAUUAUACUUAUUUAAUUCCACUUUUCGUUAUUGUAUACAUAACAACAACGUUAAUACAAGUUAUUUAUUUAUAUGAAAAUAUAAACACGGAGAUAUUAAAUAAAAUAUUAUCAUAUUUCAUUGUUUCACAAAUAUCAAGCCAAUAUUUUGUGAUCGUAAAUAUCAUGCCAAUUAGAUAUUGCCAAUUUUAGUACGUACAUAUCUUAUUGAUGUUAAUCCCGUUUUAUCUAGUUAUCAUAAACUUUGCGCCAUUUUUAAUUGCUUUUUCUACUAUUUUAUCAUAAUAUUUUAAUAGCACUAACUAUUUAAUCGUGCAUAACUUAUAUAUUUCUAGGUCUGUUUUAAAUUCAUUAAAAUAUACCUCAAACUCGAAAUGAAUAUGCUACUGUCAUGUUUUGUUACAAGUUACUAUUUGAAGAGAGAGAUAAAAUAUAUUAUUAAUUUCUCAAUUGCGGUGGCUAUUUGUAUUUCAAAACAUGUUGUUUUGUAAGUGUUUAGCAUUCCAGACAAUAAUAGCGCAAUUGCCAAAGUGCGCCCUGUUAGAACGGUAUUGCCAAUAUUGCGCGCUCUUUCACACUCUGUGAUUUCCGCGAUGUGAUAACCCUUGGCAUUUAAUGACGAAUAAAUAGAUAUAUUUUGCACGUCAUAAUGUUUACGCUAAUAUGCCACGAGUUUUGUAAUAGUAGAUGCAGUAUUUGCAUUUUAAAUACAAUGUUAAGCAUUCCUCAGUUUAUUGUAUUUGUUCUUUAUUAAUACCGAUUUGAAACUUUUAGUUUGACGCAAAUUUAAACUCUGUAUAUAUUUAAUUAUACAGCAUUUUUUAUUCUUAAAUUUAUGUUUAUAUACAAUGUGAAUACAUUGCGAAGAUUUUCUGCUUUUGAUUAUACUAAAGGCGUUCACUCGCAAUUCCCAAAGUAUUCGGGUCUCAAGAGCGCAUACUAUUAUUAUCUCUGAAAGGAAUCUUUAUGUUACUCACUCAUAUAUGCUAGGGUUGCCAACUCUUUCAGAAAGGGCAAAUUAGAGUAGGUACAGUUUUAAAAAUUAUGUCAUACUUUCAAUUACUUGUAAUUUUUUUUUCUCUUCAAACUUUUUCUUGACAUUAUCUUUUUGUUGUUAAGUUGUCGUGGCUGCGUCAGUAACGCCCGAGUAUGGAUAUGAGUUAUAUUUGGUACCCAUUUUAUAUUGUUCAGUAAAUCAAGUCUUAUUGUUAUGUUAAUCUUCCAUAUCGGAAGACAUCCACUGCUGGACAAUGAUCUCCACCACGGUCGGUCCUGCGCUGGUCUCAUCCAUCUUACUCCGGCGAUCUUGAUCAGAUCUUGUUAUUGUACAUGCUAUUACAGACAGUUUUUUAUAAAAAAAAAAAGUAUUUUAGCGUACUAUAUCUGUCUUAUUUAUAAACGCAGUGUAAAGUUACUUCAAGUUUAAAUUUACUUCGCUCUGUCAUGUGUAGUGACAAAGGUAAGAUAAAGACAAAGUUUUAAAUUGGGAUUAAGUUUACUUCGCGUUUAUAAAUAACACAGUAUGAGUACAAUACUCUAUUUUAGACGACGUCUGUAGUUAGAGCACCUAGUAUUGAUUGACAUUCAUUAUAACAAUAAUAAUAAUCGUGUAUAAUUACAAAGUAUAUUAGCAAUACUUAUGUCGUAUAUCCUAACUACUUUUGUAUUUACGAUAUAUUGCUUAUAGACAAUAACUUUUGUAUAUAUAUCUCUAUAUAUAUCUAUAAUAUUUUUUGAAAAGUAUACACUUUUGUAUAAAAAUAACAUUUUUGCUAUAUUUUUAGCAAACACUUCGACUUUUAGACCGAGAUCUAAGAUAAGUCAGCUUAAACUUAUCAUAAUCUCAGCUGUUAAAUGGCUAUAAGUACCAAAUCAAAGUUUGUGUUAAGCUUACGCUUAGCUAAGUUUUAUGUAAGUAAAGUCUGAGUACGCUCUAUAGAUCUCAGCCUUAAUAUCAAGGCUCUGAACAUCAAUUAACUUAUUGUUAUUACCAAGAAAAAUUACAAAAAUAAUAUAUAUGAUGAAACUGUACUAAAAUAUUGCCCAGUUUUGAUAUAAACAUUUAAAUGAAUAUAAUAUUAUAGAUUAUAGAGCAAUAAGAUGUUCAGUAUAAAAACGACAAUCCGCCAUUUUACCUGAAAUUUACAUUUUUCCAGGUGGAACUUGUAUCAAUCAUUCCAAUAUUUUUUGGGAGGUGUUUUUCAUAUAACUUACCUACUUACGCGAUACGCUUGUGCUUUCUUUACUUACGAUAAGUACCUGCUUUAUUGUAUUGGGUCGUGUAAAUAAGUGUAGUUAACUUUAAGUUACGGAGGGUUAUGUAUUCGUUUUAUUUAUUUCGGUGGGAAUUCUAAACGUAAUGCUAAACGACUUUUAUGUUAUAUUUAUAGGGCAACAGCUAGAACAAAAAUUAAAAUGGGUGAUUGUUUUGCAAAUGAGCUUGUUACGUUAAUAGUAUAAAAUGUUCUUAAACGAACAGGCUAUAUAAUGCUUUCUGACUCAUACAAGUCCCUAAUAUAGUCUGGUUUAUUGUCAGAAGUGGGAUAGUCUGAAUUGGGAUUGUAGCUUCAGAAUUGUAGACUGUAGUACGACUUAAUUCAGUCAAAAUCAAUAUAUGGACGGCAGUGUCACGUUUAGAUUUCUCAUGACAAUCAUCGGUACGGCAUAAUAAUUUUGAGAUUAAUCGAUCAAAUUGCAUUCCUAAAAGGGAUUUUGAUAAAUUUUGUUGCAUGUGAAAUAAACUGAUCAUGAAUAUUAAUUACUUUAACAAAUAAUUUUAAGUUAUUUUAUUUUUGAUGUGCAUUGUAUUGUACAGUCGCGUGCAACAGUCUUUUCGAAAAUUUUGAACAUGGUCAGACGCUGAUUUUGAUGAAAACAUCGAACAGUCACAGUAUGCAUAUACAUAUUUCGGCACAUACAAAUAAGUGCCAGCAAAUUCAAUUGAUAAUAUUAUAGUCAAUGUCCUUAUCAUAGAGAACUUUUAUUUAUACGAGGACGAAAUUAACAAACUUACUGCAAGUUUUAUCAUUGUCCUAAUAAAGCACAGACGUUCAUUUGGUGCCAGUUCUUUUAGAUUCGACUUGGAAUUUUCGUAGUGAAAGCGCGAAGUCAUCCCUUUUAAUGUCCAACAAUGCUCUUUCUACACCAUUGGUAUUGCCGCAUUGGGAAAUCGAGCGGUAGUAUUUUUUCCUCAAAAUAUAAAUUAGUGCUUACUGCCAAUAAGAACAGGCUGUCUCGACUCUCGACCGAUGGAAGUUCUCUUGAAUAAGAUAAGUUAUUUCACUACAAAUUGAUUAUUAUAGUUUACGUUUUGAGAUUGUAGCCACCAGAUCAUAAUAAUGUCAAUAUUUCGAGAUGUUUUUAUAUGUUAGAAAUAAAUUGUUUAGUUUUUAGAUUUAUUUAUUAUAUUAUUAAUUGAUGCACAAACAACGCCCGUCACUUCGGUCUUAAAAUAUAAUUUAUUUAAAUUAGGAUAUUAUAAUAAAUUUUGUGUGCGACGAUAUUCGGUGAGACGAUUGUGAAUUAAACGUUUGGUUCUUUUGUUUUGCGGCAAGGAUCGCUUCAUUCACAGACUGUAGUAUCAUUAACAAAAUCAUUAUUAAUGUUAUAGUAACCUUUACCACACAAACGUUUUUUAACAAUUCUUUAGAAUUUCGUAACACAUUUCUUUUGUACAUUUUCUGGGAUCAUGUUGUAAAAGUAUAUACAUCGCCAAAUUAAAGACUUACUAACUCGACUUAACCGAGUAGUAGGCAUAACAAGUUUAUGUUUAUUCCUCAUGUUAACAUUAUGAUUGUCGCAGUUUCUAGCAAAUUCCUUAAUGUGCUUAUGAACAUAUAGAACAUUACCAAGAAUAUAUUGAGAUGCAACAGUCAAAAUGUUUAUUUCUUUUAUCACUGAGUCGUUUCACAUCUGCCGGGUCAACAUUUUUGUUACUAUCAAAUUAAAGCGAUUGAAUUUAAAGAUUUAUAAAAGCAGUUGUUAAAGUAUAUUUCAACAUGUGUGACCAUUUUCCCAAUGCCAAAAUUUUCAUAUUAAAUUUGUCAAUACUCAGUCGUACCUACUUAUAUGUUACUCUGUUUUUAUUCAUCACAAUAAACGGCUUUUAAUGCAACUAGCCGUUAAAUUUAUUAUUAUUGUUGUUUUUAAGAUGAUUAAGUAUGUUACUAUAACCAUAUACUUCUACCAUUUUAUGUUCAUCCAGUAUCGGAAAAAUCACUGUUACAUUUUGCUUAUUAAUAAAUAUAUAGCUUUAUUAAUGUGGCAGAAAUAUUUUAUUUGUAAAGUCUUACUGAUUCUCAUGCUACGGCCACACUACCUUACCGGCAACUGAUCUGUUACAGCAAUACUGAUGGCAAUAACUAAACUUAAAUUUCCUCUGACAGUGAUAUUGUGGUUACCAAUGAAAGAUGACCGCAGCCGGAGCUAUUGCUUUCCGCCGCAGGCCGUAUUGUUCGCCAUUGUUAAAUUACAGCCAUAAAAAACUCCUACAUUAUUGCUAUAAUUAUGGCCAAACUUUCCUAAACAACAAUAGUUUUUUUUAAAGAUACAAAUAUUAUAAGGGCGACGAAAGCGACUGCUAGCGCCAUGUGUCAAAUACCCAAAAUUGACCCGUGGCCAUUUCACAGAUUUCAUCUGGACAUCAUACAAAUAUGGAAUAACGAAAUUGCAUAAUAUAAUAUAACUAGCUGACCCAGCAAACGUAGUAUUCCCAUACAAAUUAAUAAAAAUAAAUGUUGGCCGAUUCUCAGAGCUGCAAAGCAUACAAAUCGGUUCAGCCGUUUCGGAGAAGUUUGGUAACAAAAACAGCACUUUAUAUAAGUAUUAGAAUUAGAUAUUGUGACACAUUUACACAAAUUAUCUUGUCCCAAACUAGGCAUAGCCUGUACUAUGGGUACAAGAAAUAAUAACAAAAAUCAAUAUUCAUCAUAUAAAUGUUUGCAUCUACUGGGAUUUGAACCCGAUAGCUCAGUAAGCAGGGCACUAACCACUGGCUAUAUGGGUCGUCAGUGGUGUGGCCGUAGCAUUAAAAACCAAACCUAUGUUACAAAAUAAACAAAUUCUUGAAAGUAUUUUAUCCAUAAUCCACUAUUGGAAUAUAUUUAAUGGAUAUCUUUGGCAGGAGUUGCUUUUAAUAUUAUUGUUUCCAAUCGUAAAACUGCGUAUUUUACGUACAUUGUAUAUUCUAAUUAUUCCAAUUUUUGUAGGACAUCUGUAUUUAAGACUAAGUACUUUAAGAUUGUUAUGUAUGUAACAGUAUUAUAAGCCGAUGUAAAAGUGCCUUUAUACAUUAUAUAUUUUAUUAAACUA
This is a messenger RNA of Leptidea sinapis, 7137 nucleotides long. It is a transcript of the gene lasp, whose product is annotated as LIM and SH3 domain protein Lasp. The transcript has 8 exons. Lineage: Eukaryota; Metazoa; Arthropoda; Insecta; Lepidoptera; Pieridae. The coding region runs from base 343 to 1650 and encodes 435 amino acids. Gene Ontology annotation, molecular function: actin filament binding. The record is from RefSeq and is a predicted model, not a curated record. Gene Ontology annotation, cellular component: focal adhesion.